CAAACAAGAAGCGAACUCAAAAUCCUUCUCAACACAUGGCAAACAAGAAGGAAACUCAAAGUCCUUCUCAACUCACAGAAAACAAGAAGAGAACUCAAAAUCCUUCUCAGCACACAGCAAACAAGAAGCGAACUCAAAAUCCUUUUCAACACACAGCAAACAAGAAGCAAAUCCUUCUCAACACACAGCAAACAAGAAGGGAACUCAAAAUCCCUCUCAACACACAACAAACAAGAAGAGAACUCAAAAUCCUUCUCAACACACAGCAAACAAGAAGCGAACUCAAAAUCCUUCUCAACACACAACAAACAAGAAUGGAACUCAAAAUCGCUCUCAAGACACAGCAAACAAGAAGGGAACUCAAAAUCCCUCUCAACACAAAGCAAACAAGAAGGGAACUCAAAAUCCUUCUCAACACACAAACAAGAAGGGAACUCAGAAUCCUUCUCAACACACAGCAAACGAGAAAGGAACUCAAAAUCCUUCUCAACACACAACAAACAAGAAGGGAACUCAAAAUCCUUGCCAAAAAGAUGGAAAGAGGGGGGGGGGAAGCAAUGCAUGA
Molecule: messenger RNA, 565 nt
Organism: Parasteatoda tepidariorum (common house spider)
Lineage: Eukaryota; Metazoa; Arthropoda; Arachnida; Araneae; Theridiidae
Source: RefSeq, a predicted model, not a curated record